AUGCCAGGCCUUGGCUGCAGCUUGUCGGUGCGACACUGCCUCACCUUUGCUACAGGUCUGGUGGAAUGUCUGUGUUUCGCUGGAGCCGUGUUUGGAUGGGCUUCACUUGUCUUCACCCUGAAGACAGAGGGCUACUUCAGCUCUCGAUGUGUCAACACUACCGAAUUCAAUGCAACGGAUGUCUUCGAUUGCAGUGGACAGGAUGAACAGUUCUCUAUUGUCUUCACCAUCGCAUCCUUUAUGAUCAGUUUCCUGACGCUGCCGAGUGGUUUCCUCUUUGACUGGUUUGGUACUACAGUGGCUCGGCUCGUUGGAAUAUUUCUGUACACAUUUGGUACUUUGAUGAUGGCCUUCUCGACUGCAGCGUUGUCCAACCUGCUGUUCCCAGCUCUCUCCCUCCUGGCAGCAGGUGGCAUAUUGUUUCUCAUAACAAACAUGCAGGUAGGAAACCUGUUCGGCUCACGUCGUUCCACCAUCAUCACUUUCUACAACGGGGCCUUCGACUCUUCGUCAGCACUCUUCCUUGUCAUCAAGCUGUUGCACAAGGCUGGCGUCUCUCUCCGCUCCUCCUUCCUCUUCCUGUCCGCCUGCAGCGUCAUUCACCUCCUCAGGACUUUCUUCCUGCUGCCCAGACACCACAUUCCCUACCCGCUGCCUGCGGACUACACAUACGGGAUAACCUGUGGUAAACCAAGGACUCCGAGCGUAGUGCAGACGACAACCGAUGUUCUCCCCUUGCCUCCCUCGGAGAAGAGUUUCCGUGAGUGUGUGAUGUCCAGGUUCUUCGGGUUGCAGGUUCUGUGGUUAUCCAUUAUGCAGCUCCGACAUUACCUCUUCAUCGGCACCCUGAACCCCAUGCUGCAGCGGCUGACGGCGGGGGAGCCUUCACUGGUGAGCCAGUACAUAAACGCCUUUGCCAUAACGCAGCUGUGUGGCGUGCUGUGUGCUCCCUGGAACGGCCUCAUCAUGGACAGACACAAGGGCAAAGCUCGUGCUGCAGGAGAGAGUGAACAGGAAGCCGACCUGAGGGCCUCGGUGCUGUCUCUCUUCCUGACGGCGCUGCAGUGUGUGGUGUUCUCGGUCUGCGCCUCCAUCCCGUAUCUGCCGCUUCAGUAUUUCACCUUCGUCAUGCAGGUGCUCAACCGCUCCUUCCUCUAUGGCGGCAACGCAGCCUUCAUCAGUGUGGCUUUCCCACUGCAACACUUUGGGAAGCUGUUUGGUCUGGUCAUGGCUCUGUCUGCAGUGUUUUCUCUGCUGCAGUAUCCCUGCUUUGCUCUGGUGAAUGGACCUCUGGAUGGAAACCCUCUAUAUGUGAACAUCGGUCUGACGCUGCUCAGCCUGCUCACCUUCAUCCAUCCCCUCUCUGUCUUCCUGCACUGUCGUAGUCUGGCCUCCCAGCGAGCCAUCAGUGCCUCCUCUUAAGUCUGUCAAAUGAGACUUCCACUUAAAAUGUCCUUAACACCUCUCUUAAUAUCUAUUAUAUAACUAUUUAGCUUGUUUGACUGAAAUUUAAACGUGGCUAUUUAUAUGAACGACAGCAGGCCUAUUCAACUAGCGACCCGCGGGCCGGAUGCGGCCCGUUUGAGUUUAACUCUGGCCCGCAAGACUGCAUGCAAAUCACUAUAGCUUGCAGUGGCGGCUGGUGAAUUUUGUUUGGGGGGGGGCGCAGUUUAAAUAGCACUCAACAAUGAGAAGAAAAGAGGUUUUGAGUAGAAUAUUGUAAAAAACAAAGCUUUAUUUCAAGAACACACCGUGCUCAACUGUCCAAUAACAACUAUCAACACACUGUAACUUUGGGCAUGAGAGGUUCAGAGCAGCUUUAAGGAACAUUGGGUUGGGUUUCAGAGGUUUACAAAAUAAAAGAGUUUCACCCUCACAUGAAAGAGGUUCAGAGCAGAAUAGAGUCAGAAAGAGAUCACAUGUUACAUUGGGUGACAGAGCAGACCCACUACUGUAAAGACAAGUAGCCUCCUCUCUUUAAAGUGGUCAAACUUCUCCAUAACUCUCUGGUUAAAGUCAAUCAUGUCUGUAACCAGCCUGUUUCCAUUAUUCUUGAGGGAAUGUGUCUGUUUUUCAGAACUUCUUCGUUGUGUUUCGAUGCCAGUUCGGUCUCCUACUGCUCUGCAUGAAGCUAACUCGCUAACAGCUGUUAGCGAGUUAGCUCCAUGCUCUUAGCUAGAUAACUGCGGCAAGAUUCGUGCUUUACACUUGUCUGAAGCUCUGUAGAUCCCUCACCCCGUUGUAGUCCAGAGAGUUUCAGUCCCAGGACUUUGGAACAACAGACAGGGGGAACAAAAAACGAAUUACUCAUGGAGCAUUCAGCUAACCAGCUCCGGUUAGCAUAUCGGCUAGAGGAGAAUCUCCGGGUGUACGUCCUCCCGCGGUCAGCGAUUUGCUGCUGAAUUUUUAAUUCCGAAUGUUCGGGUCCCAACUCUUUCAGCCUCUUCUUGUCAAUAUCUGACCGUCGAUUGAAAGGUCUUUCGCGUAGAGAUACCACAGAGUUUUCAGUCACCGACGCCAUGCUAACAACAAGCUUCUGCUAGCUAUGUUGCUCGCGUACCUGCGUGGAGGUGGAGGUGGAGCUCCCUGGCAGGGUUGCCAGGUCUGUGAGAUAAAACCAGCCCAAUAUCAGAACUCAAAAUAUGCCCGUGCCAAACCAUAUACACUGCUUUUAAAGUCCAACAGCAUUGCUAUCAUUGCCAAAUGUAUUGUAAUAUCUACAAAGUAACAACAUAUGUUUAGUUUGCCAGCAUUAAAAGCAGUUUUCCCUCAAGUUAUUUCACCUAGGUCCUAAAAUGGCCUUGUGUAAUUAUACAGUAUAUUAUCAUAAAUAAAAUGUGUGUACGUGCUGA
This is a messenger RNA of Pseudoliparis swirei, 2852 nucleotides long. RefSeq names its product solute carrier family 43 member 3b (gene slc43a3b). NCBI's taxonomy places the organism in Eukaryota, Metazoa, Chordata, Actinopteri, Perciformes, Liparidae. The transcript has 12 exons. Gene Ontology annotation, biological process: transmembrane transport. Bases 1 to 1422 code for a protein of 473 amino acids. The record is from RefSeq and is a predicted model, not a curated record. Gene Ontology annotation, molecular function: transmembrane transporter activity.